AUGUCAACUUUACAGAAACAAGAACGGAAGAUGGUAUUUGACGUUUAUAAUUAUUUUUUAAACGACAAUAACAUCACAGAAUCGCAAAAGAAAACGGCAGAAGCGACUAAAAAGUCCAUUUCUACGGUGAAAAGAAUUAUCAAAGAGGGCAAGUCUUCAGAUUUUUCAGGGGUAUUUAAGACCCCUGGUAAAAAGAGGGAGAGGAUAAAAACGGUGACUGGCAUUGAUGGUUACAACAAGGGAAUAAUAAGAAGAUGUAUACACAAUUUCCACUUACUUAAAAACGAGUUGCCCAGUAUAAAUGAGUUAUACGUACACGCAUCUAAAACAAAAGGUUUAAAGACACCUAUACCUAAAGAUCAGCGCGUGAUCAUAGUACAUGCUGGAUCAGAGAGUGGUUUUGUGCCCAAUGCCUUACUCACCAUCAGGUCAGGCAUGAAGUCCGGCGACUACCACGGCGGUAUAACUUGUGAAAACUACGAAAAGUGGGUAAGAACUCAACUGUUACCGAAUCUACCUCCGCGUUCUGUUGUAGUUUUAGACAACGCCCUCUACCACAACAAAGAAGCCAAUGUGAUACCUAAUUCGAAUGCGAAAAAAUCUGACAUGCAGGCUUGGCUGCUCGAAAAAGAAAUACCAUUUACACCUGACAUGCUGAAGCCCCAGUUGUACCACUUAAUAAAAAAGAAUAAAGACCGUUACAAAAAGUUCAGUAUUGACAGUAUUUUAAAUGCGAAUGGUCAUGAUGUUCUCCGCUUGCCACCGCAACAUCUCGACUUGAAUCCAAUAGAUAUGGCGUGGGCAGUGAUUAAGGGAUAUGUUAGCAGUAAAAAUGUAGGUUGGAAUGUACCUUUGAUUAUAGAUUCUGUGAAGGAAAAAGUAAACGCAAUGAGUCCACACGAUUGGAAGAACUUGUGCGAUAAAGUGAAGGAAAUCGAAGUAGCGUACGUCGAAAACGACAAUAUGAUUGACGAAAUGACAGAUCAGUUUACUAUAGACAAAGGAGAUUCUGACAGCAGUGAUUCUGACAUGUCAACUGACUCGGAGGACGAACCAGGUCCCAGCGGGCCAGGUCCUGACCCUAUAGCGUUUGAAUACGUGCAGUGUGUUAUGAGUGAUAGCGAAUAA
Molecule: messenger RNA, 1128 nt
Organism: Amyelois transitella
Lineage: Eukaryota; Metazoa; Arthropoda; Insecta; Lepidoptera; Pyralidae
Exons: 2
Coding region: 1-1128 (375 amino acids)
Molecular function (GO): nucleic acid binding
Source: RefSeq, a predicted model, not a curated record